GAUGAUGUAUACCCGAUGAGAAAUAAUAACAGGUAACGAUCUAUCUUUCUGCUGGACAAUAGCCUAUAGAAUGAUUAGAAAGUUUUGUCGGAGGUAACUGAUUAACGUAGGCGUUCAAAUUUGUUAUCCUGUUACCAUGGGUUAAGCAAUAAAGAUAAAAGCAUAAAAAAGUAUUAGCUGAAAACAUUAUUUUUGCAAACGGCAAUUAUUUAUAUCAAUAAAGAUAAGGCAUACACAAGCGAGGUAUUUUAAAACUAUGCUUUUUUGUCAAAUUCAUAUAAAGUGUGUGUAACGGUUUAUUAAGUUCGAUUGAUUUUUUUAGCAUGAGAAGUACUUCGAUGCUGGCUGUUGCGUCAAAAGAAAUUAUAAAAUUAGAAGAACACGUGAGUCGAGAAGAGACUCAAUCUAUUGAAUAUUCCAACAAUCUAAACAGUGCUACCAAGCAGAUUUCAGCCUUAAUGGUGAACACCAGUAUAGAGUUAUCACACUGGUAGAUAAUCUACAGAAUACGACAGCCUUUGGAGGAGACAAUAGUAAAGAGAGUUCUAUUGAAAUGUCAAAUAGUAAUGAAUGUUGUAUACGUUCAUUAGAUGUACAAGACAAUGAAGUACCGGGAGUGAUAGGUAAUUUACCAUGCACGGAAAAUAGUGAAGCAUCAGGUGAAGAUAAUACCCAAUGUAAAUCAGAGAACGAAUUUUGUAGCGUUGGCAAUUCUAUCCACAAUCACCCCUCACAUAGUUUGGACGAGACGACAGUGCCACCAUCACUGACUCAUAAUACAGUAAAUGGUAAUGCAUCCAAUAUGAUACCUUACGAGCCUAUUAGUGAACAAAGCGAUACAAAAUUCUUAAAAGAAUUGGAAAGCAAUAGUGAUAAUGUGAAAGUUCAACAUGCUUCAACUUCAACAAAUAAAUAUCGGAUUAACAACAGUGGAGAUGAAAAUAUUCAAGAUGAAAACGAAAUUGAUCAGGAAAACUCAUUAUAUACAUCAAAUAAGGAAACCAGCGAUGGGCUUUCGUCUGAAAUGAAAAAGUGUAAUGAACCAAAAUUACAAAUCAAGAUUCAUAAAAACGAGUCUGGCUAUAAAAGUAAAACUAGGAUUUCACAAAACGACAACCGAGUUACCUAUAUCAAUAAGGACAAUAUUGGGAAGACAAUUGAUUAUAGCUAUUUUAUAAGGAACUUUCAGAGAGAAGAAUCGAUUGUACCAAAUGUAAAAUCGACAAAAAGCAUGACAGAUGCUAUAAAAGCAAAGAUGAAGUCAGCAACAUCGAGACAAGAAGGGGACAUAUAUGAGGAAGGUCUUUUCGAUGCUGACCAACCCAAAACGUUUAGAGAAUGGUAUCAGUAUACCGAACAAAUAAAAGCCUAUGCUUCAGCUAGAGUAAAAUCAGGAGCAGUUAAACUGAGAAGAGAGCAUGAUAAUAUUUUGGUAUUAGAUAUAUCUGAACGUAUGGCAGAGUAUUUUCAACAGAUGAAAUCAGCUGCUCUACAGUAUGUGUAUGGAAUUAAAGAAAUCGCAGAAUGUGGCGGGAAUGAAAAUGGUAUUGGUUUAGCAGUAUUUGGACGACAAACCCGACUUAUUCAAGAAGCAACGAUUGAUUUUGAAUUAAUCAUAGAAUUGAUAAGACAAUUACGACCGGAUGGAGAUGCUUCUAUCAUUGCGGGACUUUUGAUGGGUUAUGCUGGUGUUUCUGCAUGUAAAGUAAGCAGAAUACAAGAUGUUGUUAUACGGGCACAUAUGAUUGUUUUCACUAAUGGAUCGUCAGACCAAUGUUCAUUUUCAGCAGAAAGUAAAAAAACUGCAUCAAUAAAUGAUAAAGUAUCAACCGACAUUGAUUGUAUUAUUGACGAGAUAACUUCUACCACUACAAAAAUAUUUUAUGUUCCUAUUGGUGGAGAUCAGUGCAACAGUAUUUUAAAACAAGUUGUAAGAAAAACAAACGGAAAAACUAUACCAGACAAUGAAAUGAAUCGCUUGAUCAGAAUGUCUCGAGUGAUGCAACUGGCAGUAAAUAUAUCAUCAGAUAUACGAUAUUUAAAGAAUCAAAGCAGAGAUGAUAUCAAAAAGAUAAUAUCAAACCUAUCAAAUGUUCCCGAUACACACGAUGACUGUCUAGAUAUGGUGCAAGAUUUCAGCAACCCUAUAAAGUAUUUUAAUAAUCAAGGUCUAUAUACAGAUAUAAAACGUAACACACUUAAACUAGGAGAUAGAGUAAGACGAGGACCGGAUUGGACUAACGAUGAUCAAGAUUUAGGUCUUCCAGGAACAGUUAUUGGACAGAAACGAGACAACUGGUCUUUAACAAAAGAGUGCGUUCUAGUUGAAUGGGACCAUGGAAGAAUAUUUUCAUAUUUGUAUGAUGAACAGAAGAAUAAAUUCAAAAUAAAAAAAGUUAAUGAACCUAGAAUUCUUGCCAAUGAGAUGAUAGCAGUAGGUUGUAGAGUUGUCAGAGGACUAGACUGGAAAUAUGGAGACCAUGAUGGAGGUAUAGGAACGUUAGGAACAGUAUUGGAUCUGAGUACAGAAAGGACAGUAGUUGUCAUAUGGGACAGUAAAAAUGUAGGCCUAUAUAGAUUUGGAUUUAAGGGACUUUUUGAAGUGAAGCUGUGUGGUGAUUUGUCAAACAGUAUGCCAUAUGAACAAACCAAAAAGUCGGUUUAUUCCGAACAAAAGUUUAAAAACAAAGAACCUGGAAACUAUCGAAAUACUUCAGAAACAAUGAUCACAAAUGAACGUGAUAAAGAGAACUACCUUUUUCCUUUAUAUUCAGAUACAUCAGUCAGUGCCAUUUGGGAAUACCAGAACAGUUUACAAUGGACGAAAUAUCCAUCCGGAAUAAAUGUAAAGAUUGAAAAAGCAUAUCAAAGGAAGAAAUCAGGAAAAAUCAUUAUCGAAAUGGAUCGCACAACAUACAUAGUCAAUUUUUCGAAAAUGACACAGGAAAACGCCAACAAUAAAACAGAAAUGGCUGUAAGAAGAAAAGAUUGAUGACUUACUACUACAGUGACUGUAAACAAUAUUGUUUCUGUGCCCGCUAGAAACAUGUGAAAAAAAUCAAAAAGUUAAGACCACUCUAAAAUAACAUAUUCCAACAUUUUGACCCCUCAAAGCAGUGCCAUUUUAAAAAUUAUAAAUAAAUAGAUAAAAGUUGGCGUACUUUUGGCAAACUAUUAUA
Molecule: messenger RNA, 3179 nt
Organism: Mytilus californianus (California mussel)
Lineage: Eukaryota; Metazoa; Mollusca; Bivalvia; Mytilida; Mytilidae
Exons: 18
Coding region: 554-2992 (812 amino acids)
Biological process (GO): protein ubiquitination
Cellular component (GO): cytoplasm
Molecular function (GO): ubiquitin-protein transferase activity; metal ion binding
Source: RefSeq, a predicted model, not a curated record